AUGUAUCUGCCACACUUGUACAGCGGCUCGGACAGUAACUUGUACAGUGGCUCGGACAGUAAUUUGUACCGUGGCUCGGACAGUAACUUGAACAGUGGCUCGGACAGUAACUUGGACAGCGGCUCGGACAGUAACUUGGACAGCGGCUCGGACAGUAACUUGGACAGUAACUUGGACAGCGGCUCGGACAGUAACUUGGACAGCAGCUCGGACAGUAACUUGGACAGUGGCUCGGACAUUAAUUUGUAUCGUGGCUUGAACAGUAACUUGAACAGCGGCUUGGACAGUAAUUUGUACCGUGGCUCGGACAGUAACUUGAACAGCGGCUCGGACAGUUACUUGGACAGCGGCUCGGACAGUAACUUGGACAGCGGCUCUGACAGUAACUUGGACAGUGGCUCUGACAGUUACUUGGACAUUUGCUCUGACAGUAACUUGUACCGUGGCUCUGACAGUAAUUUGUACCGUGUCUCGGAAAGUAACUUGUACACUGGCUCGGACAGUAACUUGGACAGUGGCUCGGAUAGUAACUUGUACAGCGGCUCUGACAGUAACUUGUACAGUGGCUCGGACAGUAACUUGUACAGUGCCUCGGACAGUAACUUGGACAGUGGCUCUGACAGUAACUUGGACAGUGGCUCGGAUAGUAACUUGGACAGUGGCUCGGAUAGUAACUUGGACAGUAGCUCUGACAGUAACUUGUACAGUGGCUCUGACAGUAACUUGCACAGUGGCUCUGGCAGUAACUUGGACAGUGGCUCGGAAAGUAACUUGUACAGUGGCUCUGACAGUAACUUGUACAGUGGCUCGGACAGUAACUUGUACCGUGGCUCUGACAGUAACUUGUACAGUGGCUCUGACAGUAACUUGGACAGUGGCUCGGACAGUAACUUGGACAGUGGCUCGGACAGUAAUUUGUACCGUGGCUCGGACAGUAACUUGAACAGCGGCUCGGACAGUAACUUGGACAGCGGCUCGGACAGUAACUUGGACAGCAGCUCGGACAGUAACUUGGACAGUGGCUCGGACAUUAAUUUGUAUCGUGGCUCGGACAGUAACUUGAACAGCGGCUUGGACAGUAAUUUGUACCGUGGCUCGGACAGUAACUUGAACAGCGGCUCGGACAGUAACUUGGACAGCGGCUCGGACAGUAACUUGGACAGUGGCUCUGACAGUUACUUGGACAUUUGCUCUGACAGUAACUUGUACCGUGGCUCUGACAGUAAUUUGUACCGUGUCUCGGAAAGUAACUUGUACACUGGCUCGGACAGUAACUUGGACAGUGGCUCGGAUAGUAACUUGUACAGCGGCUCUGACAGUAACUUGUACAGUGGCUCGGACAGUAACUUGGACAGUGCCUCGGACAGUAACUUGGACAGUGGCUCUGACAGUAACUUGGACAGUGGCUCGGAUAGUAACUUGGACAGUGGCUCGGAUAGUAACUUGGACAGUGGCUCUGACAGUAACUUGUACAGUGGCUCUGACAGUAACUUGCACAGUGGCUCUGACAGUAACUUGGACAGUGGCUCGGAAAGUAACUUGUACAGUGGCUCUGACAGUAACUUGUACAGUGGCUCGGACAGUAACUUGUACCGUGGCUCUGACAGUAACUUGUACAGUGGCUCUGAUAGUAACUUGUACAGUGGCUCUGACAGUAACUUGGACAGUGUCUCGGACAGUAACUUGGACAGUGGCUCGGACAGUAAUUUGUACCGUGGCUCGGACAGUAACUUGAACAGCGGCUCGGACAGUAACUUGGACAGCGGCUCGGACAGUAACUUGGACAGCGGCUCUGACAGUAACUUGGACAGUGGCUCGGAUAGUAACUUGGACAGUGGCUCGGAAAGUAACUUGUACAGUGGCUCUGACAGUAACUUGUACAGUGGCUCUGACAGUAACUUGUACAGUGGCUCGGACAGUAACUUGUACAGUGGCUCUGACAGUAACUUGUACAGUGGCUCUGACAGUAACUUGUACAGUGGCUCUGACAGUAACUUGGACAGUGGCUCGGAUAGUAACUUGGGCAGUGGCUCGGACAGUAACUUAUACAGUGUCUCGGACAGUAACUUGUACCGUGGCUCGGACAGUAACUUGGACAGUGGCUCUGACAGUAACUUGGACAGCGGCUCUGACAGUAACUUGGGCAGUGGCUCUGACAGUAACUUGUACAGUGGCUCUCACAGUAACUUGGACAGUGGCUCGGACAGUAACUUGUACAGCGGCUCGGAUAGUAACUUGUACACUGGCUCUGACAGUAACUUGUACAGCGGCCCUGACAGUAACUUGGACAGUGGCUCUGACAGUAACUUGUACAGUGGCUCGGACAGUAACUUGGACAGUGGCUCGGACAGUAAUUUGUACCGUGGCUCGGACAGUAACUUGAACAGCGGCUCGGACAGUAACUUGGACAGCGGCUCUGACAGUAACUUGGACAGUGGCUCUGACAGUAACUUGGACAGUGGCUCGGAUAGUAACUUGGACAGUGGCUCGGAAAGUAACUUGUACAGUGGCUCUGACAGUAACUUGUACAGUGGCUCGGACAGUAACUUGGACAGUGGCUCGGACAGUAAUUUGUACCGUGGCUCGGACAGUAACUUGAACAGCGGCUCGGACAGUAACUUGGACAGCGGCUCGGACAGUAACUUGGACAGCGGCUCUGACAGUAACUUGGACAGUGGCUCGGAUAGUAACUUGUACAGUGGCUCUGACAGUAACUUGUACAGUGGCUCGGACAGUAACUUGUACAGUGGCUCUGACAGUAACUUGUACAGUGGCUCUGAUAGUAACUUGGACAGUGGCUCGGAUUGUAACUUGGACAGUGGCUCGGACAGUAACUUAUACAGUGUCUCGGACAGUAACUUGUACCGUGGCUCGGACAGUAACUUGGACAGUGGCUCUGACAGUAACUUGUACAGCAGCUCGCACAGUUACUUGGUCAGUGUCUCAGACAGUAACUUGUAA
Molecule: messenger RNA, 2961 nt
Organism: Haliotis rufescens (red abalone)
Lineage: Eukaryota; Metazoa; Mollusca; Gastropoda; Lepetellida; Haliotidae
Product: serine-aspartate repeat-containing protein F-like
Exons: 1
Coding region: 1-2961 (986 amino acids)
Source: RefSeq, a predicted model, not a curated record